ACUAUAGGUGACAUACAAUGUUGAAUAUUUUCUUUUACUAACAGAGACCAGGCUUUUAAGUGACUUAGAGAACACAGCAAUCGCUCCUUGCUAAGCUUUGAACAGUACCUGCUGUAUUACUCACUAAGAACUCAACAGACAGCCAAGACUACAUGAACAGAUUUAGGACAUCUUCUGUCAUGAUUAUCAGUAGUGAACAGACAAACAAUGGAUGUCUCUCGAUCCAAACAAAUACAUAAAGGGAAAAUACUGCGAUUGUUUUCUUGUUUCUCUUGUACCCGAGAUCAAAGUAAAUUCAAGCAUAAAUCUCAUGAGGUGGAAGAAAACCUCUGUAGAGAAAAUAAGGCAUUGAGAGAUGAAAACAAGGCUCUGAGAAAAGACAACAAAUUCCUGUGGGGGGAAAACAAAGCCUUAGGAAGAGAAAAUAAAACAUUUCGGAUGGACAACCAAUUCAUCAGGGAGAGGAAUCAUAUACUAAGGCAGCAGAACCAGCUACUCCAGAAAGUGAAAAGGUUGAUUUUAGAGAAUCAAAAACUCUCUGGCGAAGAACUCGGUGCCUUGAACACAGAAAAACAGUCUUACUGGCAACAGAAUCGCGCCAUGGAGGCUCAGAUCACAGCUCUCAGGCAACAAGAGAAAGCCUUCCAGCAUGAGGCUAAAGCUCUGCAUGAGGAGAUCAAAUCCCUGAAUGAAGAGACCAAGGCUCUCCAGCACCAGGAGAGGGCUCUCAGGAUGGAAGGGAAGGCCCUGGUGAGGGAUGGAGCGGCUGCUGAGUUGCAGGAGGCCCUCACAAAGGAGGGAGCUGCUCUGGAGAUGGAAGAACAGGCUUUGUGGAAGGAAGAACAGGCUCUUAGGGAGGAGAACAAGGCACUGAGAGAAGAGCAUGGGGCUCUACAAGAGGAGGAAGUCGCCCUUCAGGAAGAGGCAAAGAUCCUGCAAGAGUGGAAUACUAUUCUUCAGGGAAAGAUCACAAAAAAUCUCCCAGGGCAAACGGAGAAAAACGACGCAGAAAAGUGUGACCUAAGAACUAACCACAAUGCCCUGACAAUCAUCAGCAUUCCGGAACGUAAAACUAGAAUUCGAAGGUGAUACAUUGUUGUUAGAAGCCUCAGAAAUUGAAGUGCUCAAUAUUGGCUCCUGGCAACUAAAUAAAGGCCUGAGAAA
This is a messenger RNA of Peromyscus leucopus (white-footed mouse), 1164 nucleotides long. RefSeq names its product coiled-coil domain-containing protein 70-like. The transcript is spliced from 2 exons. Lineage: Eukaryota; Metazoa; Chordata; Mammalia; Rodentia; Cricetidae. Bases 208 to 1089 code for a protein of 293 amino acids. The record is from RefSeq and is a predicted model, not a curated record.